UAUUUGGGGGGUAGACUGAGCAAUCAUUGUCGAGAUAUUCAUGACUGCCAAUUUCUUAAUAGACAAGAACAACGACUAAUACAUUCUCAAGCGCUGUUUAGACAAAGGAAACUGGUUCAUAUGGAUGUAAAAACAGUAUUUAAGACCGAAAUCUUGAUUCAAUAUUUAUACAUAAUCCUCUAGAUCAUGGAUCCGGCAGUAGAAAUAGAGUUGAGAGCGCGUCGGCUGCAGGAGCCGAUGAAUGCUGUGAUAGAGCUGGGCACCUCUCCCGUCCAGAAGUAUUAUGAGGAUACCACCGUCUUCAUCACGGGGGGCUCCGGAUUCCUCGGGAAGGCUCUCGUGGAGAAACUCUUCAGGGCCUGUAGAAUCAAGAAAAUAUUCUUACUGUUGAGAUCUAAGAAGGGCAAAAAUGUUCAGGAAAGGCUAGAAGAGGUUCUGCAAGAUCCUGUGUUUGACCUGGUGAGAGGGAAGCCCAGGUUUGCGGGGCGCAUCGUGCCGGUGUCCGGAGACGCGGCUGAGCCCAGACUGGGGCUGUCUUAUAAAGACUGGAGCACACUCACUAAGGAGGUUGACAUAAUAUUUCAUAUGGCGGCGACAGUCCGAUUCGAUGAACCGCUCAAAGUGGCAGCCAAGAUCAACGUGGGGGGGACUCUUAAAGCUGUGGAGUUAGCCAAGAGCUGCACCAAACUCAAGCAAUUUAUCCACGUGUCAACCGCAUACACUCAUGCUACCAGAGAGAGGGUCGGCAAAGAAGUGAAGGAACAGUUCUACCCGUGCCCCAUGAGUCCAGAACUGUUCAUGGACCUGGUCGACACCUUGGAUGAGAGACGCCUGAAUGGUAUAACACCAGGGUUGAUCAAGGGCUGGCCGAACACCUACACAUUCACGAAGGCGCUAGCUGAGCACGUGGUCCGCGAUGCUGGCGUUGACCUGCCUGUUUGUGUCGUGAAGCCACCCAUAGUUCUUCAUGCUUUAUACGAGCCUCAUCCUGGGUGGCUGGAGAAGUCAUGUUUAGGAGGCAUAUCCGGGAUGGCUUUAGGGGCUAGUAUGGGUGUGCUACGCGUAUUUUUCGUCGAUUUAGAAAACAAAUUUGCCGGUGUACCACUUGAAUAUGUUAACAACGCAAUCAUUGGAGCUGCUUGGGACUCGACCGAGAGGGAGAAAGAAGGAAAUAAAGAAAUACCUAUUUAUAUAGUUUCAAACGAAGAAACGCUGCGAAAAUGGAGAGAUUACAGUAAGUUUAUGGGCACACUAUAUAGACCUGGUUUGUCUUUGCCCAUAGCUCUGUGGUACUGCUACUUGAUAGAGACUAAAAAUAUCUUCGUCUACCAUUUGUUGAGCUGGCUAUUGCAUUACAUACCGGCUUAUGUCAUGGAUGGUGUAUGUGCUGUCAUUGGGAGGAGACCGAAAGGAAUCCCGUCAUUCGUGAAAGCAUAUCAGAGGAUAGAUAAAAAACUGGAAGCUUACAAAUACUUCCUGACUAAUUCCUGGAUAUUCAGGGACGAUAAUGUCAAAGCAAUGAUCUCCCGAAUGACAGAAAACGACGGAGCGAUAUUCAAUUGUAAUCUCAGUACUGUUGACACCGAUGCGCACGCGCAGGUCUGGUGUAUAGGUUUAAGAAGAUACAUUUUGAAGCAUGAUUUGAAGGAUACUGUUAAAAGUGAGAAUAAACAAAAAUUGUUAUGUUUAGCUAAUAUGGUAUUUCUUGUAGUCUAUGGUUAUGGUCUAUGGUUUGUUCUGUCAACGAUAUUGUCUAUGGCUUGUUAUUUGUUUCGCUUUUUUGUAUAAAUGUUAGAUGAUU
Molecule: messenger RNA, 1801 nt
Organism: Trichoplusia ni (cabbage looper)
Lineage: Eukaryota; Metazoa; Arthropoda; Insecta; Lepidoptera; Noctuidae
Product: fatty acyl-CoA reductase wat-like
Exons: 10
Coding region: 187-1788 (533 amino acids)
Biological process (GO): long-chain fatty-acyl-CoA metabolic process
Cellular component (GO): peroxisome
Molecular function (GO): alcohol-forming very long-chain fatty acyl-CoA reductase (NADP+) activity
Source: RefSeq, a predicted model, not a curated record